Messenger RNA from Peronospora farinosa, 900 nucleotides. The record is from the annotation of a GenBank genome assembly. NCBI's taxonomy places the organism in Eukaryota, Oomycota, Peronosporomycetes, Peronosporales, Peronosporaceae.
AUGCUGCGCGUUCACGACAAUGCACUACUUCGCACGGUGUCAACACUUCCUGUGCUCAUGGUGGUAGCUAUUGUAAGUCUAGAGUACUUUGUCUUCAUGACAGAGCAUUGGCUUCCUGAAAUCCAACGGUCCGUAGGGUUCUUCGUACUAUUACGGAUACUAGAGGUUGUGCUGUUCCACUUUUUAAUUGGAUGCAUGCUGGUUGCGUACUACAAGGUCGUGUUUACAGACCCUGGAUAUGUCACACCUAUUGUGGUGCAACGCAUUCAAGACGCCAUGCAAGAUGCGAUGGAAGAAGGUGAUAAUACGAGCCAACCAACGAUGACCUUGUGCCGACGAUGCAAUCUGCUCAAACCUUUUCGAGCGCAUCACUGCAGUUUCUGUGAUCGCUGUGUGUUGAAAAUGGAUCAUCACUGUCCAUGGGUCGCUAACUGCGUCGGUGAAGGCAACUACAAGUGUUUCUUUCAUUUCAUCGUGUACGCGUUCUUCGCUUUGUCAAUGUGUGUGAGAGCACUUGCUGGGUCCUUUCAGGCGGCAAUCUUCAGUGAGAAUGCCCCACACAAUGCUGUUAACAACUUCUCUGCUCUGGCUGUUGUCGGAUUUGUACUAGGUGGCGCACUGGCAAUUAGUUUGCUGGGCUUCAUAGCAGUUCAUUCGUAUCUCUUAGUCCACGGUGCUACUACUAUUGAAUGUCACCACUACGGCCGUGCGUUUCCAUUCAACCAGGGAUUGCGAAAGAAUUUGAAGGCUGUCUUUGGAGAGACGAUAAAAGAUUGGCUGUUGCCUACGACGCCAACCCGAAAGCAGCAUUACGUCUUACACCCUGCAGUGCUAGAGCACCUCACUGCUGACAGCAGCUUGGAAGACUGCAUUGACCACGAAGACGAUACUUUACUGUAG